UUUAGAGGAGACCACUUAUUUUUAUCUUGGAGGAAAGCGGAGGCUGCUUUUUCUUGGUAAAAGCGGAAACCACUUUACUCUUCAAAGUCCAAACUCUUUCCUCCACUUCCUCUUCUUCUUCGUUUCCUUGUGGCCUUGUAUACCAUGCGGCGUCUUCUUAGAUCAAAUGCCAUUCCCACCUUUAUCCCAUUUGCAACUCUUGCUUUGUUGUUUCAGAUCUCCUCUUUUUCGAAAGCUGAAGAUCCUUCAUUCUUCUCCUGUUAUGAUUCCGCCAAUUAUACUUCCGGCAGCCAAUUCGAAACUAAUCUCCACCAAAUCUUCUCUUACCUAUACCAAAAUACUCCUCUAACUCGUUUCAACACCACCGUCUCCGGCGAGGACCCCGACCGAGUGUAUGGUCUCGUCCAGUGCAGAGGAGAUGCCACUCAGGAUGACUGCCGGAUCUGUGUGAAUAAUUCGGCCACUGAGAUCGUUCGACGUUGUCCUCUUCGAAAGGAGGCAGUGAUACGCUAUUGGGGUUGUGCCUUACGCUACGCUGGCAAGGAUUUCUUCGGCCAAAUCGGCAAUAGUGGCCUUACAGUCUACGCCUUUCCAUUGGACAACAUGACGACAAAUGCGGCUCUGUUUAACGAGAGGGUUGCAGUUUUAAUGGAUAACUUGUCGCCUGCGGCUGCUCGUAGCCCUUCCAAGUUAGCGACUGGACAGAACACCUCUUUGAAUAACUUUAAAUUUGUAUAUGGGAUGUUGCAGUGCACGAGGGACUUGUCGGACAAUACCUGUUACUCUUGCUUGCAAAACAUAAUUGGAGACAUCCCGAGCUGUUGUAAUUGGCGAUCGGGAGGGAAUGUGUAUACUGACAGUUGCUUCUUAAGGUAUGAGACUUAUCCCUUUUCUAACUUGUUAUCUGUUAGAUCAAACACCAAGAAACACGAAUAAAGGGAAACAAUAGAUCCGUACGAUACAGAGAUUU
Molecule: messenger RNA, 970 nt
Organism: Macadamia integrifolia
Lineage: Eukaryota; Viridiplantae; Streptophyta; Magnoliopsida; Proteales; Proteaceae
Product: cysteine-rich repeat secretory protein 38-like
Exons: 1
Coding region: 145-936 (263 amino acids)
Source: RefSeq, a predicted model, not a curated record